AUGAUUCCCUCUACAGCGCUCGUCAACUCGCUGCCGCGCAACAUCCUUGGUAAGAAGCAUACGCGCGUGGGUAAGCCCAAGAGCCGUGCUGGCUGCAUACCGUGUAAACUCAGGCACCGGAAAUGCAACGAGCAGAAGCCGAUAUGCAGUCAAUGCAAGAAGUCUGCGCGAGAUUGCCACUAUGAUGUGCCCAAAGAGAAGCAGCAUGGUGGCAUCACGCCCCAUAAGAGAUCAAUUCUUCCGAGACAGGCGGCACUUGAUGCAGUUACCGCAGGAGCUCUCCAUUUUCGCCCAAGGGUGAGCUAUCUAGAAGCCGACGAGGCUCUAUACUUUGACAUGUUUAGAGCCCAGAUGCUCCAGGACUUUUCAUACACUCCAUGCACCAAGUUCUGGAACCGUGUCAUACCCAGAGAAUCCAUGGGAGACGAGUGUGUGCGGUGGUCUGUUUUGAGUAUCGGGGCUUUGAUGCUGUCGUUGCGCUCUCCAAACCCCGAGCCAACAGUGAAGCUGCUCGAGGGGCGUGGUAGCAGUGCACAUCAGGUUGCUAUAGCAUACCAUGACAAAGCCACCACCACUCUCCAUAUGAGGAUGCGACAGGAGUUUCACACCAUUUCACGCAGGAACGUGCUAAUCAACAUGUUUUUGCUAUUUCUCUUUGAGCUUUUGAUCGGAAACACCAAAGGCGCGGAUCGGUUGCUGACAAGCAGCGUCGAACUAUUAAAACAGAAACAUGACCAACUCGCAAAUGAGAUAAACUCGCAAUCCCAUGAACAGGGAGUUCACACUUAUGUUGCGCCUUCUAAUGACGAGGGGCUGGAUCAAGCUGAACGAAUUUUACCCCGAUUCCAAAUAUUUCUCAGUCUGAACUCGCCAUUUUUCCCAAUGCAGAAAGCCUGCUGGUCCAGAUUGCAAUCACGGCCAAUCUCUGGUGGCGUUCCAGGGGCUGAUACCGAUAUGCAUGAAUUUGGAGCCACGUGGAAUAGCUUCAUCACGCGGGCAGUCAUAUUCGUUGUCAAGGCCAUGCAAAUGCAUCAAUUUGGUAACCAUACAGGUGAUUUCGAGCUCCACUUCGCCCAUCGGGCCAUCUUCCUUGAACGACUUCAGGACUGGGAAUCAGCUAUUCUGCUGAAACUGGAGACGGAGAAAACCCCCAUCGUAUGCCAGUUCUUAAACACGUUUUAUAUGGGUCAAAAGGCUGUAUUUAUCCUUAUGAGCUGUUGUUUCGAUGCAACAGAAAUGGCAUACGAUCAGUUCAACUCUAAAUUUCGGGAGAUUGCCUCUACGGCCUGCUCUCUCGGAGGGGCAUUGAAGCAAUUUUCGCACCUCGAAACUGCGCUGGACAUUUAUACCCUUCCGAUCUUGAACUUUGUGUCACAAAAAUGCAGAGAUAAAGCCAUCCGCUCUGACGCAUUAGACAGCUUCGAGAAGAUGACGUCGUCCUCAUUUAAUUGGGAUACCAAGGCUAGUUUACUGGCGAGGCGCCGGCUUAUGGCUUUGGAGGAACAGAGUCGAGAUGCUACAGGCCAAAUUCCAGCGAGCGGUCGAUAUCGGUGGACUAGUGCAUCAUGGAAUACCGAUUAUUCGAGUCUGAGCAUUGUGUUUACUCCUGUCACCUCUGACUACGAUGGAAUACAGAAAGAGAAACGAUGCAAAAUACUUCGCUCAGACUUGGAAAUGUAA
Trichoderma atroviride IMI 206040 is the source of this 1680-nucleotide messenger RNA. RefSeq lists its product as uncharacterized. Gene Ontology annotation, molecular function: zinc ion binding; DNA-binding transcription factor activity, RNA polymerase II-specific. The record is from RefSeq and is a predicted model, not a curated record. NCBI's taxonomy places the organism in Eukaryota, Fungi, Ascomycota, Sordariomycetes, Hypocreales, Hypocreaceae. Gene Ontology annotation, biological process: regulation of DNA-templated transcription.